Messenger RNA from Uloborus diversus, 2208 nucleotides. RefSeq names its product ectonucleoside triphosphate diphosphohydrolase 1-like. Gene Ontology annotation, molecular function: GDP phosphatase activity; UDP phosphatase activity. Gene Ontology annotation, cellular component: plasma membrane. Lineage: Eukaryota; Metazoa; Arthropoda; Arachnida; Araneae; Uloboridae. Gene Ontology annotation, biological process: nucleoside diphosphate catabolic process. The transcript is spliced from 13 exons. The record is from RefSeq and is a predicted model, not a curated record. The coding region runs from base 274 to 2001 and encodes 575 amino acids.
CAAAACAGCGAGACUGAAGAUAGUUCUGCGUUGGUUGGCGGCAGAUGUAAAUUUGUGCGCAUGUUUUAAGAAGGAAAAUUAUGUUUAAUGACAGUACUUAAUCGGAGUCCUAAUUGUCUCAAUACUAAAAACAAAUGAUUCAGUACAUUUGAAGUCGAAACUACCGUUAGUUUAUCUUCCUUUUUCAUUUCAAAGUUCAAGUGUUAGCAGAUCUUAGUUACCGUACAUACAACAUAUAAAUCAGUAAGUUCUCAUUAUGAGCAGUUAUCCAACAUGUAUACUGUAUUCGUUGAAAGCAAUUUAGCAAAGCCAUUAUCAGGAGCUUUAACACUUGAAGUCAGUCCUACAGAAACCGCUCAAGAUGUAGUUAACAAUUUUCUACUUUCUUUACAAAGAGAAGAUGGUAUUCCAGGUUUAGCUAUUUUUGAUAAAAAUCAUCGUAAACUGGACUGGGACACAACAUUAGAAUCUCAAGGCAUACUUGAAGGAUCAAAAUUAUACAUUAGUUAUGAUAGUCAGUUGCAUAUCCGACCAGUUCAUAUUGCUGUUGUUGGAAUCAUCACUGUGAUAAUUUCUUCUAUUCUACUGAUAGCUGCAUCUGUGUUAUUUGGAGCAACUGGUGGUGACAUUCCAUUUGAUUAUGGAAUUGUUAUUGAUGCUGGAUCAACACACACUGAAAUUUUUCUAUAUCAGUGGUCUGGUAGCAAGCAGUUAGGUACUGGUAAGGUUCACCAGAAAAGUUUCUGCAAAAAUGAUGAGGGCAUUGCAGAUGUUCCAGAUCCUGAUACUAUUGUAGCCUGUGUGAGGAAUGUUACAAAUUCUUUACCAAGUGAUAAGUCGAUUUCACCUGUCCUCUAUCUAGGAGCUACAGGAGGCAUGAGACUUUUGAACAUGUCAAGCUCAAUGGAUUCUGACCUUAUUUUAAUGGCUUUAAAAUAUGCUUUAAGCACUACACCUGUUGAUGUAAGAUCUGUUGGAAUUAUUCCAGGAAAAAUUGAAGGCUUAUAUUCUUGGAUAACUACAAAUUUCCUUACCGAAACUAUUCAACAGGAAAAGAUUUUGGAUACGUAUGGUGCACUUGAUCUAGGCGGUGCAUCAACACAAUAUGCAUAUGCUUUGGAUAUCAACUCAACAAAGAAUUAUUCUGAUGCUACACUUCUGAAACUUUAUGGUCAUGAAUAUUAUGUUCGUUCAGAAAGUUUCCUUUGUUUUGGUUUAUCCAAAGCCAUGGAUCGAAAUCAAGCAUUAAUUUUCAUGGAUCAAAAUGAAAUAUUGGAUCCUUGUUUACCGCUUGGUUAUUCUGCUAAGAAAAAAGCUAAGAGCUUCUUUCAGAAUCCUUGUGUUUAUAAUGAAUAUUUUGCAAAAUGGCUUCGUGAACAUCCAAAAGAAGAUGAAAAAAUUGUUAUUACAGGCGAUGGAAACUAUCCAAGAUGUCAAAAAUAUGUUCAGAAAUUAAUUGAUGAAGAAAAUUGUAAGAUUUCAGGUUUUCCUGAGUGUCUACAUAAGGCAAACAUAACACAUCACAAUGACAGAUACAUGGCAUUUGCAAGCUUUUAUCAUAUAGUGACCUAUUUGAAUGGAUCUGGGAGUCUGGAAAAAUUCAUAGCAGAAACUAAAGAAUUCUGUAAUCUCACAUGGGAUCAGGUCAAGGAAAGAUCUCAUUCUAAAGGUGAAUUGUCACAUCUUCUCACGUAUUGCUUUGGUGCUGUAUAUGUGACAGAACUUUUAGUGUCAAAUUAUGGAUUUAAUUAUGUUAGCUGGAGGAGCAUUUCGUUUAAAAACCGAAUUAAAGGUGCUGAUGUUGGUUGGUCGUUAGGCUACAUGAUUAAUGCAACUAAUGCUAUACCUGAGGAAUCACCUACACCUCCUGUGAUAUCUUUGACUGUGUUUGUUCCUCUUUGUAUUUUAUGUAGUAUUUUGAUAUUAGCAGCAGUGAUGUUACUUCGUAAAACUUUAAGGUUUAUUACACAUAAAAAGUAUUACGUGCUUGCUGACUUCUAAAAACUAAAGUGUUGCCUGUUUUCUGGAAAAUUUUAUGUUUUUACAUUAUUAUUCAUUACCUUCAAUGUGUCAUUUCUUACUAUUUUUAUUUCCGACUUGCUUACAUUAAUUAUAUAUGUGUUAUCAGUUUGGUUUCCACAUGUAGUUUUUACAGUAUGUUGAUAAUUAAUGUGUACAUUUUUUAAGAAACUAUUUUUUUUUCUUCAU